Molecule: messenger RNA, 333 nt
Organism: Sphenostylis stenocarpa
Lineage: Eukaryota; Viridiplantae; Streptophyta; Magnoliopsida; Fabales; Fabaceae
Source: the annotation of a GenBank genome assembly
AUGGCGUGGGGAAAGAAGCAACGAUCCUCAAAUAAGGGAGGUUUGAUGAGAGUGUUGGCGGUGAUGGUGGUGGUGGUGGUGCUACUAUCGGGAUUGGGGUGUGUGUCCGGUGAGAACGUGAAAGGGAAGAGGAACGCGUACGCCACCAUGAUGUACGUAGGUACGCCCAGGGACUACGAAUUCUACGUAGCCAUACGCGUGCUAUUGAAAUCGCUGGCUACGCUCGACGCUCAAGCCGAUCGUGUUGUCAUUGCUUCCCUUGAUGUCCCUCCUCGCUGGAUUCGAGCACUUGUCGUGGGUUUGGGAUUGCGCGUGAUGUUCAAGAGUGUUUGA